CUCUGCGGAGGCGGCUCCGGUCUGGUGCGGCCGCCGCUGCGCUCGGGCUCGGCAGGGGGAGGAUGGAGCAGCGGCUGUCCGCAAUCACUCUCUACUGUGCCCCCGCCGCCGCCCCCCGCGCCAUGGAGCAGGAGCAGGUGCAGCAGCGCUCAAAUGGCGAUAGAGACUUUGAGAAUGUGGAACUGGGAAUCAUAGGGAAGAAGAAGAAAAUUCCAAGAAGGGUAAUUCACUUUGCAAGUGGAGAAACUAUGGAAGAAUAUAGCACAGACGAAGAAGAAGAUGAGCAAGAGAAAAAAGACCUCUUGCCUCCCAUUGAUCCUACAACGCUUACCUGGGGACCCUAUUUGUGGUUUCAGAUGCUGAGAGUUGCUACAUCAACCUUAUCAGUGUGUGAUUUCCUUGGGGAAAAGAUUGCAUCUGUUUUGGGGAUAAGUACACCAAAAUACCAGUAUGCCAUCGAUGAGUAUUACAGGAUGAAGAAGGAGGAGGAAGAGGAGGAGGAGGAGAACAAAAUGUCAGAAGAAGCAGAGAGACGUUAUCAAGACCAGCACAACAAGCCACAGGAUGAGACGCCUGUCCAGACAGAUCAGCCUGAGGCAACGUCAUGUAGCUCAUUUGUGAACCUCAAUUUUGAAACCGAGGGAGACUGCGAGUCAGUUGUGGAAAGUAAACAGGACUUAACUCCUGUCCCUACUUAAAACAUAUGUCUCCUAUGUAAUGUAAAAUGUCCAGCUUUUUAAACUGGCAAUAAAGAUGUUGGAAAAUUCUUACUAUACUUGUUGAGAGGAACAAACUCUUAAAGCUCAUAGUGGUCAGGAAAGAGCCAAGUAAUGUCUGUCCGGUCCACAUCUGUCUAAUGAAAGCUGACAGUCUGCCGAACUGACCUGUGUAUUGAAACUGGUGGGCUACAAAACAUCCAAUCCAAAUUGAAAGGCAGUGCUCUGAUCUUCCAUUCAGCAGGUAAAAAAUGUCUCUAGUGUUUUCACUGAGCAUGUAGUGCACCUCUGACACCUGUGGAUUGAAGACAGAAUACUAUUUUCUACCUUUUAAUAGCCUGUUUUGUAUUUAUACAAUGUUGUUGAAACUUAGUUCUCUAAGAAUAGAUUGUCUGACUAAUUGGAACUGAUUGCCUAUAGCUUCGCAAGGUAUCUUAAUGACUUCCAAAUUCACAGUUUCCCUAUUUAUUGUCACCAUUUAAUGUAUUUAUUUCUUAGUCACAAGCUUUAAACUAAAGGUGGCUCCACAUGUGCCUGAUGAAAAAAACAACCUCUUAUAAAAGGAGGUUGAAAGCUCUAUUCAGAACUUGCUCAGCUAACAUUGCAUCAGCCAUGGAGGUUAGCAGUGCUCAGAUUAAUUCUGUUGCCUGGUAAAGAACAGUACUAGCAUCAACUGUGUAAAGCACAUUCUCACUGUUUGUAAGGAAGAGGUUUAAUAGACAGUCAAAUACAUAGUCUCAAUAGGCUGUAAUAAUGGUUCUAGGAAGUAAAUUGAGAUUGGACUCCUGGGUUUGAAUUAAACGCUGCAAUUGUCAAAAAUUGUUUGGAAGACAUUCUGUGUAAAGCAUUUACCUAUACCUAAAGUGUGCUAUUGGACUAAUUUUGGUCUACUGGAGAGACUCAGUAAGGGGUGACUUCUUAAGGCACUGCUUAAAUGAUGCUGUAAAUUCCCCACAUUGUUACCUGAAUAGAAUAUUUGCAUGUCAUGACAAAUAGCUUAGUGAGGAAUUCAUUUUUGUAACCAUUUUCUUUCAAGUAUUAAAAAAAAGAAGAAAAAACUCAAAGAAAAUACAGGCUUAUUUUCAAUAUUAGUAAUGGCUUCCAUUAAAAAAAACCCAACAAAAACCUGACUAUUACUCAAGAAUUAAGAUUAUUUUGAAAGAAUUUCAGGGGAGAGGAUUUAUUAUAAAAGCUAUUUAAGUGAGAUUAGGACAAGGCUUGUCUUAACAUUUCCAAAUUUACAAUUUUGUAUUGGAAAUGCUCCCAUUUCAAAAACUAGAUGUAAGUAACAAAUAAGGGGAGAACAGUUACCUACAGUAAUCAUUUUUCCAUCCCAGCUUACAAGAGAAACAGUUUAUGUCAGGACAAUCAGAUGUGACUGCUUUAGGAGGGCUCUCCGACAUAAUCACUGCAAAAUGUUCAUAAAAAGUAUCCCAUGUGGUCUGUAGUCUCUUCCACUAAUUUUGUCGUGUGACUAAAAAUUAAUUUAAAUGAAAACCACUUAGUCUUUAUUCAGGUUUCCUAAAGCUUAGGACACUUGAGUAAGAAUUUGUACUCUGCAUCUUAGCAGUACGGUCUAGAUGGAGUUGACUGCUUAUUUUUGAUUCCCUGGUCCCUAGAGGCUUCCAUAACCUGUGCCAGUCUUCCUUGGCUAUGGUACUGUAAGCAGCUCCUGUACACCCACUUUAUUUGAGAUUCCAUAACUGCCUGAGGCAGCUCUAGAGUUUUUGUGCAGGGGAGUUGCACCUUACGUCUUUUCUGGUCCUUUUAUACUAUUCCAGCAGCCUAAAGGGGCUGAGAGUGGAAGAGUACCUUUCCUUGUAUUCUAAGUAGCAAACGUGUUGCCUUGAGGCCCUGUUUGUUAUCUCUCAAAUUUUGACUAAAUUGGAUUUUGCUAGUUUGUUAACUGUUACUUUUUGGCAAUGAGCAUCUGCAAGAAACAGUCAGUCAGCUAUGGAUGGGGGGGAAAACCCACCUUAGAAGCAGAUGGGGGAGGGAUAAAAAAACUGAAUAGAGCUUAAGUUGUCAAAGGCAACUUCUUCUAAGGGCAAAGACCCAUAGUACUUAUCUAUAAAUAAGAUCUGCUGCUGAGGGAGAAGGUGUGUUGAGCCUUUUCUGCCAGGAACGUAUCAGUAUCAACUGCACUACUGUUAGUUUUCUUGUACUUUCUGUUGCAUUGACCAGGGAAUAAACUUAUUUGUAUGAAAUGGUGUAUGAUUCACUAUGCCUUAAUACCUUAAUCCUUCCUUCAGUUUAUGUAAACUGUAUAAAAGUGGUUACUUUAACUUCUGUAAAUGCAUUAAAUUACUGGUUAUUUUAUAUUUAAUAUAAUUUCAAACUAA
Messenger RNA from Gavialis gangeticus (Gharial), 3058 nucleotides. It is a transcript of the gene FAM177A1, whose product is annotated as family with sequence similarity 177 member A1. The record is from RefSeq and is a predicted model, not a curated record. Lineage: Eukaryota; Metazoa; Chordata; Crocodylia; Gavialidae. The transcript has 5 exons. The coding region runs from base 63 to 698 and encodes 211 amino acids.